Messenger RNA from Entrophospora candida, 1158 nucleotides. The record is from the annotation of a GenBank genome assembly. Lineage: Eukaryota; Fungi; Glomeromycota; Glomeromycetes; Entrophosporales; Entrophosporaceae.
AUGAAAUUCUCUAAAGACGUUAGUUCUUCUAGACGUAAAAGUCGAAAAGCUCAUUUUACAGCUCAUUCAGCACUUCGUAGAAAAAUUAUGAGUGCAUCUUUAUCAAAAGAGCUUAGAGAGAAACACAAUGCUAGAUCAAUACCAAUUCGUAAAGAUGAUGAAGUUAGAAUAGUAAGAGGCACCAAUAAAGGUCGUGAUGGUAAAGUGACUCAAGUGUAUCGUAAAAGAUGGGUGAUCCAUAUUGAACGUCUCAGCAGAGAAAAGGCAAAUGGUAAUACUGUUCAAAUUGGUGUUCAUCCAUCAAAUGUGGUCAUAACCAAAUUGAAAAUUGAUAAAGAUCGUAAAGGAUUAUUAGGAAGGAAAAAUAGAGAUAAAGAAGGUGCAAGUAAAGGAAAAGAGAAGAUGGACGAGAAUUAUGAACUUUGUAUUAAGGAUACAGAUUUGGAGGUGGUACCAUUACCGCCAGUUACUAGUAGAUCCGUUAUAUCGAGAGAAUUAUCCGCUAAAUCGCUAAAUCAAGAUUUAUUAGAUAAAGUUAGGGUUGUUAAAUGGAGCACUCCAUCAUGGAGUGGGUUAAGAUUUCUAAUUUUUGUAUUAGUACAUUUAACCCGGGUUGGGUUAGAUAGAGUAUAUAAACAACUUUCUCCAAAAAAUAAACCAGAGUUAGAUCCAGAACAUGAAUCCAAAUUUAAAAAACAAUCAAUUAAUGAGUCAUGUGAUUGUGCAACCGAUACUCUUUUUAAAUAUAAAAAUUGCAAUGAUUUAACUCGUGUAGGGAUUUUUAUGAAAGAUUGUAUUGAUUCAGCUGUAGAUAAAGGUGCAGAUGUUAAAGUAUUGGUAAAAUUCAAAAUCGAUUUUUACAUAAUGGAACUUAGUUCCAAAGGAUUAUAUUUCAUGUACAAUGUUGGACAAGUUUUGAUUCCUGCUUCAGUAAAGGAAAUAUCACAUCUCAUCAAUGACUUAGAAACUUUGCUUAUGGUGUGCGAAAUUUUUGAAAAAUCAUUUGUUGAUUUUUUUGACAAGUUAUGCAAUCCAAAACAAGGAACUGAAAAAGCAUCGUUUAAAUGUGAAACUUUAUCUACACCAAGUUUUAAUAUGCUUGUAAAUCACUCGCGUAAUGUCAACAGAAAGUGUCCUUUUUGGUUUGGAAGAUUUUAA